UUCUCGCGUCCUCGCUUGUGCCUUUAAAGACAUGAAUGGAAACAGUGCAACUUCAGCAAAGACAUUUUAAAUUACCAAUAACAUAAAUAUGUGUUAAGUGUCACAAGUUUAAGUGUUGUGAAAUACAUCCAGCAUAAUGGGUUCUAAAAUCGAGUACGUGGAUUCGUCACAUUUGUACGCGACAAACUAUGUCAGAAAUUCGAAAGCUAUUGGUGUACUUUGGGCGAUUUUUACAAUCUGCUACGCGAUAAUCAGCGUUGUGGCGUUUGUUACUCCAGAGUGGAUCGGUGAUUUAGAGACUGAAUACCCAAGGAAAUUUGGCCUCUGGCAAGUUUGCAGAACAGAUGAUGCAUUGGAAGACUGUAAAGGGAGGCUGGACGACUUUUUCUCAAUAAAUGGGCUUGUCUUUAAGAUAGCGACCGCCCUCGUGGGAAUAGCAGUCGCAGCAGCCCUGUUUACCAUCUGCACCAUGUUACUCUUCUUUUUCUGUCAAUCGACCACCGUGUUCCACAUCUGUGGAUGGCUGCAACUUUUGUCUGCGGCGUGCAUGAUCGCGGGGGUUUGCGUGUACCCCGCCGCGUGGGGAGAACCAGCUGUUCAGGAGACCUGCGGACCCACUGCCGACCAGUACAAUAUAGGUCGCUGUCACAUCCGCUGGGCGUAUCUCCUAGCUGUGAUCGGCUGUCUGGACGGGAUAGUGCUCGCUGCACUUGCCUUCAUACUCGCUACGCGCCACGUGAGGCUCCAACCUGACAGCCAUUAUCCACCUCCCUCUCUCUAUAAAGGUGAAGUCAACAAUGCCUACGUAACGGACGCAGCAUCUGUAGCCUCCCGCAAGUCACUCGCCCUACAACCCGUGUUACUCGUCCCACACGCUAGAGCGAGGGAUUUGGACAGCUACUCACACUACUCGCAACGCUCCAAGCAUGGAUAUGCCAACACCAUGCACAACUACCAGCUGUAAUAGGCCCUAUAACAACUAUCUCGGAAUUUAACAAUACCUACGUAACCGACGCGUCCGUGGCCUCCCACAAGUCACCCUCCAGCCCGUGCUACUCGUCCCACACGCUAGAGCGAGGGAUGUGGACAGCUACUCACACUACUCGCAACGCUCCAAGCAUGAUAUGCCAACACCAUGCACAACUACCAGCUGUAAUAGGCCCUAUAACAACUAUCUCGGAAUUUAACAAUACCUACGUAACCGACGCGUCCGUGGCCUCCCACAAGUCACCCUCCAGCCCGUGCUACUCGUCCCACACGCUAGAGCAAGGGAUUUGGACAGCUACUCACACUACUCGCAACGCUCCAAGCAUGGAUAUGCCAACACCAUGCACAACUACCAGCUGUAAUAGACCCUAUAACUCAAACAACUAUCUCGGAGUUUAACAACACCUACGUAAGCGACGCGUCCGUGGCCUCCCACAAGUCACCCUCCAGCCCGUGCUACUCGUCCCACACGCUAGAGCGAGAGAUCUGGAAAGCAAGCACUACUCACAGCGCUCUAAUCACGGCUUACGCCAAUACCAUGACAACUACCAGCCGGCAUUUUUAUCAUUUGUCUUAUCAUUAUACUAACUCUUUGUACAUGUCUAUUACCCGAGUCCAAACUUCACGCUCUUUAUUGUCUAUUGUGACACGCGCACUCCGCGCGGUUGUCACCAAUGAACUGACUGGAAUUGCUCCAAUCGUACCACACAUGCGGCUACCUAGCAGGGCGGACAAACUAGGGAGCGAGGAAGGUCUUGCGCUCCUGCUGCAGACCCAAUCUAAAAAUUGCCUCUGCUUGCCUUUACACAUAACAAUUAAGGAGGCAAUUAACUGUCCAAUUCCAAUAUUGCCCCUGCGAUGCAAUAUGGUGUGUGAGUAGCCGGCUUAACACGUGACAGGCAUGAUGACAGAUGGUAAAAAACCGACCAUCUUAGCCCUAUAGCUGUAAGUCUUCCUACUAACUAAGCAGCUCUCGGAUCUGAACGUCCCAAGUAUUGAUAAACCAAUCUUUCACCUAUCUAUUAUUAUACAGAAAAAAGUACCUAAGCAUAAAGUGCUCACUCGGAGGUAUGGUAAAGCGUAUUGAUAAGAUAAUAAGUUUGAACUUUGAUUAAACUGUACUUAAAUCUUAUUAUAAAUAAGUUUUCGCAAAGCUAGCUUAAAACUUCUUAUAAAUAGGUUUUUAUCUUUGUAUGGAGUGGGCACUCUAUGCUUUUUUUUAUUUCUCUAUGCUAUUUACCUUGAGCAAUCCGGAUUUAAUAUGACCUCACGGAUCACGCAGCGCAGCGCCACCUAUUUUACGAAUAGAGACUAAAAACUUCACGCGUCGCCCGACAGAUGGCGCUUUUAUAACUAUAUGUAAUUAUUUUUCUUAAUGUAGGUGAAAGUGAGUUUUAUUAAAAUUGUACAUUAAAUAGACAAUAUUGUAUUUUUAAAAUGGUGAUAGCUUCCAUUGGCAAAGAUUUUGCAAUGAUUGAAUUUAUUUAUGAAGAAUACAUGGCGACAUUGGCGACUGGCACGCCAUCUAGUUUCACGUGAUGUUAUUUUUAUGAAGUAAUAUUUUGUUAGUACUCAAGACUCUGUUAUUGUACUUAUUAUUUUUAAUUAAGUUUUACAGAUAUUGUGUAGUGAUAUGAUAAUGAAUUAAUGUACAUAGUUUUAUAAAAUAGCAACAAUUCGUCCAUCGUAUAAAAGUACAAAAAAUGUCCGCCAAAAGAGUUUAGUUUUGAAUAUUUUUUAUUGUUAAUGCAUAAUAUGAAUAUUUUUAUAAAACUUUGAAAUUUACGGAUUUAAAGAUGGACAAGUUGUUUAGCAUGUAUUACCGUCCAAUAUAAAUAAUAAAUAUAAUACCUAAUAAAUUAAUUUUAACGUAACAACGAACUUACAACGAAUGCAUUUGGUUCAUAAAAUGCAUAUUUUUUUUAAUGUAUAUUAAAAUAAGUAAAUAAAGUAAGAUAAUUUUAA
Cydia pomonella (codling moth) is the source of this 2952-nucleotide messenger RNA. It is a transcript of the gene Tmhs, whose product is annotated as LHFPL tetraspan subfamily member 3 protein. Gene Ontology annotation, biological process: cilium movement involved in cell motility; cilium assembly; sensory perception of sound. The coding region runs from base 137 to 964 and encodes 275 amino acids. Gene Ontology annotation, cellular component: nucleus; microtubule cytoskeleton; plasma membrane. The transcript is spliced from 4 exons. NCBI's taxonomy places the organism in Eukaryota, Metazoa, Arthropoda, Insecta, Lepidoptera, Tortricidae. The record is from RefSeq and is a predicted model, not a curated record.